AUGGAGCAAUUCGAACAACUUUUAACGUGUGCCAUAUGCCUGGAUCGGUACCGUAAUCCAAAACUCCUUCCAUGCCAGCAUAGUUUUUGCAUGGAACCUUGCAUGGAUGGUUUGGUGGAUUACGUAAGACGACAGGUUAAAUGUCCGGAAUGCAGAGCCGAACAUCGAAUCCCUUAUCAGGGAGUACAAGGAUAUCCAACAAACGUAACCCUACAACGAUUUCUGGAAUUGCACAUCGAAAUAACUGGAGAAUUACCGGAUCCAACGAGUGGACAAAUUAUGGAAAGAUGUAAUGUCUGUUCGGAAAAAUCCUAUUGUAGCAUGUGCAUGCAUUGCGAUAAAAAAAUAUGUGGAGAUUGUAAAGGCGCACACAAAGAUAUUUUAAGAAGAGAAAUUUCUAGAAUAAAUAAUCAGGUAAAAAGAAGUCUUCAUAAAUUAGAAGAUGUUUUGGCGGUUGUUGAAAAAAACAUGGUCGGUCUUCAACAUAAUUGUUCAUCAAUAACGGAAGAAGUUGACGAAAUCAAUAGAAGAUUAUAUAAAGCGCUUAAAGAUAGAACCGAAUAUUUAAGAGGUGAAAUAAGUAAAUAUUCAUCAGCGGAAAAAAAAAAUUUAUCAACACUUAAAGAAAAUUUAGAACAGGAAAUAUCAAACAUACAAAGCAAUUGCGAUUUGGCCGAGAAAUACAUAACCGAAGCCGUUGAUUGGGAUGAUAUUGAAUUAAUGGAUGCCAAAGAAAUUUUUUUAAAAACUGUUGAUUUUAUAAGAAAUUUCGAAUAUGAAAACACCGAUUAUAAUCGUAGAAUAAGAUUUACAAUGACCCAUGACCCUAAUCAAUUAGUUCUACUAGUUGCUGGUUUUGGAGAUUUGAAUUCAAUAGCAACUCAUCAAAAUGUAUCAAAUAAUCUUCCGGGUUUGGCUGGAAGUGGUUCUAGCACGAAUCUUUUGCAACCAUCGGCUCCCGGACUUAUGAGAUCAAAAAGUGACCACAGAUUAGCGACACAAUUUCGUUCCCAGGACGAACGCGGUUACGAUCGUUAUGGGGAAGCUGACGAUUCUUUAAGUACCCCUAGAAAAUUCGGUGAAAGAUACGGUAGACAGGGUCAAACAAGCGGAGGAUUGUACGGAGAUCGAUUUAAUAGAUCAGAUUAUGGAUCCGAGUACGAAGGCUCUUACGACACCGAACCGAAAAGACCCAGUUACAGAUCAAGAUUUAGAAGAGAUCGAGAUAGUGAACCCGAAUGCGAUUCGGGUCAAUCGAGAUCCGUAAGAUUUAGCGAGCCACAGAACAAAGAGCGAGAAAGGGUUUUCGAUACGGAAGAUGCUGCUCGCGGUCCUUUGAGCGGCAUAACGAGGUUGUACGAUUCGCCUCGUGUUAUGCAAAGACUUCAAGAAAUGGGAAAGGAAAAAAAAAAAGUUGAAGUGAAACCCGAGCCGCCGCCGCCGAUUCAAAAAUUUCAACCACCCAAAAGAGCACAAAGGCAGAUUUCGGAAGAGGAUGAAAUAACAAGAAUGAAAAAGCAAAAUAAAGCAAGCGCGAACGAACAAAAUCAACCCGAGGCUAAAUCGAGUGCAGACAGAACGACCGUUUUAAGAAAAGGAAAUUCUCACGAUGGUGAAGAAAGAAGUUCGGCAUCGACGAGGGAGGAAACGACCGGUCGAAAAACGACUCCCAUGCCCGAGGUUCCGCCUUCGAGCGAGGAAGAAAGUGGCGAUGAAGAUGACGAAAUGUCGCCAUUGCAAAAUAAAACCUCUGGUCCAACAGCAUCGAACAGUACGACAACAUCGCGAAGAUCUUCGCUUCAAAGUGAAUUACCAACAGCAUCAGCAGCAGCAGCAGCAAGUUUUAAAAAAUCCGGUAGAAGUGAAUCGUCUGAUUCCACGUCAAGUUCGGAAAGUUCACAAGGAUCGACAACCCCAAAAAAUUUAGUAGGAGGACAAAACUUGGCUUCUGAGAAUGCAAAAUCAAAAUUUUCACCAAGAGAAGAUUCUGAUAGUUUAGGAGGGAAAGGAAAAGUCAGCAGCACAGAUGGAAGCAGUCAAUUAAAAUAUCGAAGUCGGUUCUUAAAUCGUCAAAAUUCAGAAAAUGUACAAUUACCAACAAAAGAAGAAGAUGAAGAAACGGAUUCUGAUUCUUCCGAUUCGGAUACUGAUACAGAUGAGGACACUGAAAGUGACAAAAGUAAAAACGAUACCAAUGAUAUGGAUAAAACGGAUAUAGGACCCUUAUUGGCAAGAAGUGCACUUGCUAGAGAUAAUGGUGGAAAUUCUAGGCAAAACAGUAAAGAAGGAAGCGUUUCGAGUUCGAGAUCUCGAAAUACUCCAGAUGAUUCGUCACUAAAAGAAGAAGUACCCUGGAGAACAAAAUAUGGAAAUGUUAGAGAAGAAGAACCGACAAAUUCUCGCAUGGGACAAGAUAAAACCGAAGUCCCGAGAUUUUUGUCACGGAAUCGUCAGUAUCAAGAAGAAAAUAAAUUUCCCGGAUACGGAAGUCGUUUUUUAAAUAAAAAUAAAAGUUCUCCCGUUACUAGCCAGGAUGAUGAUUUAGAUAAAAUUGGAAGCAGAAGAUAUUCUAAUGCGAUGAUGGAUGAUGAUAAUAAAUAUCCGACAACUCGAUCCAGGUUUUCGGGAGCGAGAGAUGGAAAAAAUUCAAUAAUGAAAAGUAGAUCUUCCCACAAUUUUGCUCAAGAUGAUGAUGAUGAUGAUGAUAUGAGUCCUUCUUCUUAUUUACCUUCAAGAUACGGUCAAAAUAUAACAAACGAUCUCUCCAGGAGCAGAUCAACUCAUCAUUUAAAAAUGAAAGAAAAUUCACCCGAUCGUUUAACUUCCGGUCGUGAAAAAGAUGGUGCGGCACUAAGCUCUUGGGCGAGAUAUUUAAAGAAUAAAUAUGGAAAUCGAGGUAAGGAUGGUAAAGAUUUGCCAAGCAGUAAUCUUCCAUCUUCCUCUGGAGCAUCAACAUCCUCUUUGAAUUCGAGAAGGCUAUCUUUAGGAUUGCCUUUACGUCACAAUUCAACGAGUUUCGAAUCAUCUGACGAUGAUCAAAAAAACAUGCAAGGCUCCCCCACAUCCCCUACAGUUAUGGCGGCGGCAACAGCAGGUUUCGUAGCAGCGGCGUCAGGUUCUACCCUUAGAAACCAAUACCUGCAAAAGCGUCGACAACUGUUUAAAAUUGGGAGUCGGGGGAGCGAACCAGGAUGUUUUACAUGGCCCCGUGGCAUUGCCGUGGGUAUCGAUAAUUCAAUCGUCGUAGCCGAUUCAUCAAAUCACAGAGUUGAGGUGUUUGAUUCAAGAGGAAAUUUCCUUAAAGAAUUUGGAACUUAUGGAAACGGUAUGGGAGAAUUUGAUUGUCUUACUGGAGUAGCCGUAAAUAGAAUUGGACAAUUUAUUAUUGCCGAUAGAUAUAACCAUCGCGUACAAGUGUUGGAUCCAUCCGGAAGGUUCCUUAGGGCAUUCGGUAGUCAGGGUACUGCCGAUGGUAGAUUUAAUUAUCCCUGGGGGAUAACAACUGAUGCUUUGGGUUUUAUAUACGUUUGCGAUAAAGAAAAUCACAGAGUUCAAGUUUUCCAAUCGGAUGGAACAUUCGUAGGAAAAUUUGGUACUCAGGGAAAUAAACCUGGUCAGUUGGAGCAUCCCCAUUAUAUAGCCGUAUCAAAUACAAACAGGGUGAUUGUUAGUGAUUCUAACAAUCAUAGAAUUCAAAUAUUUGACGUUAAUGGUAGAGUUUUAUCUUCAUUUGGUAACGAAGGUUCGGAUGAGGGUCAAUUUAAGUUUCCAAGGGGUGUAGCCGUGGAUGAUCAGGGUUACAUAUUUGUUGGAGACUCGGGAAAUAAUAGAAUUCAAAUAUUUCAUCCGGAUGGUUCGUUUUUAAAAUCAUUUGGAUGUUGGGGAUCCGGAGAUGGAGAAUUUAAAGGUCUCGAAGGUGUGGCUGUGAUGAGCAACGGAAAUAUUUUGAUAAAAUAUUUGGCAAUUGAUUUUUGA
Messenger RNA from Pediculus humanus corporis (human body louse), 3975 nucleotides. RefSeq names its product nhl repeat-containing protein, putative. Bases 1 to 3975 code for a protein of 1324 amino acids. Gene Ontology annotation, biological process: proteasome-mediated ubiquitin-dependent protein catabolic process; negative regulation of translation; protein polyubiquitination. NCBI's taxonomy places the organism in Eukaryota, Metazoa, Arthropoda, Insecta, Psocodea, Pediculidae. Gene Ontology annotation, molecular function: metal ion binding; protein binding; ubiquitin protein ligase activity. The transcript is spliced from 17 exons. The record is from RefSeq and is a predicted model, not a curated record.